Molecule: messenger RNA, 6902 nt
Organism: Perca fluviatilis (European perch)
Lineage: Eukaryota; Metazoa; Chordata; Actinopteri; Perciformes; Percidae
Product: hemicentin-1
Exons: 23
Coding region: 983-6574 (1863 amino acids)
Source: RefSeq, a predicted model, not a curated record
GAAGUAAAGGUUUAUUUAAAUCUUCACUUGCCAUCACGUAUGACGAAUGGAACAAGGGGACAAAGUUUGUCUGCGUAGUGUCACAUGACAAUUGGGUUAUUCCACUUAAGAAAACCUACGGAAGGACUGUCGUAUGUUCAUACUUCAUCGACCAAUGGAAUGGUGCCACAGAGGCAGAAGAAGAUAACAUGGGAAGCACGGCCCUCACCUUCAUCCUUCUCUUCCUCAUCACUCUGCUUUUUACCAUUGGAACCACUGCUAUUAAGGUUAAAUGAAACAAAGUGAACUUUCUGUGUAAAAGUAUUUUUCACACUUCUUCUUAUAAACUCAUAGUUUCAUGUAAGUAAUCACAAUUGUCCUUUUUCAUUUCAUUACAAGAGCUUUGUGUCUUUUUGAAAAUAAAUGCUUAAAUGAAGAAAAACAUUGAUGUUGCUCCUCCAGCCUUUUUUUCUCUGCCAUUAUUUUGAAAUUGUUCAUGCUUGCUCAUUUUAAAAAUUAUUUCAUUAUGUAAUAUGUUCCUAUGUUCACCUCCCUAGCAUCUGGAAUCAACAGCCCAUGUUCAACACAAUGUGUAAAUUUGGAGAUUUCACAGUCGGUUAGUUCUCCAGUCUAUUAUUAUUAAUAGAGUCGAGAACUAAAACCUUUAGCAAAGUCAUGAGAGGCCAUUUGAAAUCUAUGUGAACACACAAUCUAAACUGAAAUGAUAUAUUUAAAUGUGCACUCUGUUUCUCUUACUGGCACCACCACACCUCACACCUGGUGUCUGUGAUGCACCGUUGCUCUUUGCAUUGUUUCACUUCUGUAUUUCGGUACCUUUGGGGACCUGGGUGUGACUCAAUGCUUCCGCUUGCUGCUAGCCCUGAUCACUCUGCCCCAUCAUGCUGCAACAGCUGUGCAACAGACCUCCAGCAAUUUCUCCACCUGACUUUAAGCCACCAGACACUGUAAAAGUACACCUCUGCCACCUAGCCUAAAUACAGAGAUGUUACACUUAGAAUUGAGACACCACAGUUGGUUACUUAACCAAUAUCUAAAAGUUGAUCGGAUCGUCUAUCCAAACAUCACAUUACACCCUGUCUGGGAAGGUGAAUAUGGGGCCUCACCAGUCAGACUCCUCUGCACCCUAAGAGGCUUCUGCCCAGACGGACUGAGUGUGGAGUGGAAGCAGGACAACCAGCCUCUAACUAUUGCCACAAUCACAACAAAGCUGCAGAGUGUGGAGGACAAAACCUUCAGUCUAAGCAGUGAGAUUGAGCCAAAUAGGACUGUUUGGGCAUAUGGCUCAAGUUUUACAUGCAAGUCCAUUCACAAGAAUCAGGAAUUUAUAAAAAAAAUAAGUAUUUGUCAAAUCCAUGGAAGUGCCCCUCCUUCCAUCCAAGUGGAGAUCCCCAGCUUUAAGACAGUAAUGACAGAAUCCACUAAGUCUGUGAACGCAACAUGUUUGGUUCCCACUGUUCUUGAUGCCAAGGUGACCUGGCUGAUGGAUGGGAAACCGAGUACAACAGCGAGCCAGGUCAAAAACACAACUCAUAUAGUCAGUAAAGUGACAGUUUCUUUAAGUGAAUGGAAACAACUCAAGUCUAUAACAUGUAAAGCUGAACAUAAGUGCUUCCCAUCUACUGAGAGGACUGUGAGUGUUGCAGGGCCUGCAGUUACAACCCCGUUGGUUGAGAUUAGAAGAUCCCUCAAAGAUUUGUUGAAGAUGGACAGCGCAGUGCUGGAGUGUGAUGUCACACAACUCUCAUCACGUGACCUGUACGUCACCUUUCAGGCCAACAGUGCUGACAUCUCUGACAAACAGUAUGUUGAUCUUCCUGAAGGCCCAGGCCUCCAUUCAAUCAGCAGAAGCUGCUCUAUCCCUACACAUUACUGGAAGAAAGACACAAAUUUCAGCUGCACAGUGAACCAAGGCUUCUCUGGCAACUUCAAGUCAAACUCAGCUGGCAAUGUUUUUGUGGACCCAUCAAUGGAACUUCUUCUGGCCCCCAGUGAAGAAUCAGAACAACAGAGGCUCUUAUGCUCUGCAUGGGGCUUCAACCCUCAAAUUAAAUGGUCUACUGAGUCUCAGCAAAGAUCUUCAUCAACUUAUGAACUCAGCAUGGGUGCAGAUGGACGUGUGGCAGUAACCAGUCAUCUUCAUAUCCCUCACACAGAGUGGAGCACAGGGAAGGUGUUCACUUGUGAAGUAACUGACAAGUCUCUGAAAACAAAUGUGAAAAAGGAGAUCAGCCUCUGCUCAGUUUAUUCAAGUGGCCCUCCUUUCAUCCACGUGGAGAGUCCCAGCUUUAAGACAGUAAUGAUGACAGAAUCCACGGAAUCCGUGAAAUCAACAUGUUUGGUCCGCACUGUUCUUGAUGCCAAGGUGACCUGGCUGAUGGAUGGGAAACCGACUACAACAGCGAGCCAGGUCAAAAACACAACUCAUAUAGUCAGUGAAGUGACGGUUUCUUUAAGUGAAUGGAAACAACUCAAGUCUAUAACAUGUAAAGCUGAACAUAAGUGCUUCCCAUCCACUGAGAGGACUGUGAGUGUUGCAGGGCCUGCAGUUACAGCCCCAUUGGUUGAGAUUAGAAGAUCCCUCAAAGAUUUGUUGAAGAUGGACAGCGCAGUGCUGGAGUGUGAUGUCACACAGCUCUCAUCACGUGACCUGUACGUCACCUUUCAGGCCAACAGUGCUGACAUCUCUGACAAACAGUAUGUUGAUCUUCCUGAAGCCCCAGGCCUCCAUUCAAUCAGCAGAAGCUUCUCUAUCCCUACAAAUUACUGGAAGAAAGAGACAAAUUUCAGCUGCACAGUGAACCAAGGCUUCUCUGGCAACUUCAAGUCAAACUCUGCUAGCAAUGUUUUUGUGGACCCAUCAAUGGAACUUCUUCUGGCCCCCAGUGAAGAAUCAGAACAACAGAGGCUCUUAUGCUCUGCAUGGGGCUUCAACCCUCAAAUUAAAUGGUCUACUGAGUCUCAGCAAAGAUCUUCAUCAACUUAUGAACUCAGCAUGGGUGCAGAUGGACGUGUGGCAGUAACCAGUCAUCUUCAUAUCCCUCACACAGAGUGGAGCACAGGGAUGGUGUUCACUUGUGAAGUAACUGACAAGUCUCUGAAAACAAAUGUGAAAAAGGAGAUCAGCCUCUGCUCAGUUUAUUCAAGUGGCCCUCCUUUCAUCCACGUGGAGAGUCCCAGCUUUAAGACAGUAAUGAUGACAGAAUCCACGGAAUCCGUGAAAUCAACAUGUUUGGUCCGCACUGUUCUUGAUGCCAAGGUGACCUGGCUGAUGGAUGGGAAACCGAGUACAACAGCGAGCCAGGUCACAAACACAACUCAUAUAGUCAGUGAAGUGACGGUUUCUUUAAGUGAAUGGAAACAACUCAAGUCUAUAACAUGUAAAGCUGAACAUAAGUGCUUCCCAUCCACUGAGAGGACUGUGAGUGUUGCAGGGCCUGCAGUUACAACCCCGUUGGUUGAGAUUAGAAGAUCCCUCAAAGAUUUGUUGAAGAUGGACAGCGCAGUGCUGGAGUGUGAUGUCACACAACUCUCAUCACGUGACCUGUACGUCACCUUUCAGGCCGACAGUGCUGACAUCUCUGACAAACAGUAUGUUGAUCUUCCUGAAGCCCCAGGCCUCCAUUCAAUCAGUAGAAGCUUCUCUAUCCCUACAAAUUACUGGAAGAAAGACACAAAUUUCAGCUGCACAGUGAACCAAGGCUUCUCUGGCAACUUCAAGUCAAACUCUGCUGACAAUGUUUUUGUGGACCCAUCAAUGGAACUUCUUCUGGCCCCCACUGAAGAAUCAGAACAACAGAGGCUCUUAUGCUCUGCAUGGGGCUUCAACCCUCAAAUUAAAUGGUCUACUGAGUCUCAGCAAAGAUCUUCAUCAACUUAUGAACUCAGCAUGGGUGCAGAUGGACGUGUGGCAGUAACCAGUCAUCUUCAUAUCCCUCACACAGAGUGGAGCACAGGGAUGGUGUUCACUUGUGAAGUAACUGACAAGUCUCUGAAAACAAAUGUGAAAAAGGAGAUCAGCCUCUGCUCAGUUUAUUCAAGUGGCCCUCCUUUCAUCCACGUGGAGAGUCCCAGCUUUAAGACAGUAAUGAUGACAGAAUCCACGGAAUCCGUGAAAUCAACAUGUUUGGUCCGCACUGUUCUUGAUGCCAAGGUGACCUGGCUGAUGGAUGGGAAACCGAGUACAACAGCGAGCCAGGUCAAAAACACAACUCAUAUAGUCAGUGAAGUGACGGUUUCUUUAAGUGAAUGGAAACAACUCAAGUCUAUAACAUGUAAAGCUGAACAUAAGUGCUUCCCAUCCACUGAGAGGACUGUGAGUGUUGCAGGGCCUGCAGUUACAGCCCCGUUGGUUGAGAUUAGAAGAUCCCUCAAAGAUUUGCUGAAGAUGGACAGCGCAGUGCUGGAGUGUGAUGUCACACAGCUCUCAUCACGUGACCUGUACGUCACCUUUCAGGCCAACAGUGCUGACAUCUCUGACAAACAGUAUGUUGAUCUUCCUGAAGCCCCAGGCCUCCAUUCAAUCAGCAGAAGCUUCUCUAUCCCUACAAAUUACUGGAAGAAAGACACAAAUUUCAGCUGCACAGUGAACCAAGGCUUCUCUGGCAACUUCAAGUCAAACUCUGCUGACAAUGUUUUUGUGGACCCAUCAAUGGAACUUCUUCUGGCCCCCAGUGAAGAAUCAGAACAACAGAGGCUCUUAUGCUCUGCAUGGGGCUUCAACCCUCAAAUUAAAUGGUCUACUGAGUCUCAGCAAAGAUCUUCAUCAACUUAUGAACUCAGCAUGGGUGCAGAUGGACGUGUGGCAGUAACCAGUCAUCUUCAUAUCCCUCACACAGAGUGGAGCACAGGGAAGGUGUUCACUUGUGAAGUAACUGACAAGUCUCUGAAAACAAAUGUGAAAAAGGAGAUCAGCCUCUGCUCAGUUUAUUCAAGUGGCCCUCCUUUCAUCCACGUGGAGAGUCCCAGCUUUAAGACAGUAAUGAUGACAGAAUCCACGGAAUCCGUGAAAUCAACAUGUUUGGUCCGCACUGUUCUUGAUGCCAAGGUGACCUGGCUGAUGGAUGGGAAACCGAGUACAACAGCGAGCCAGGUCAAAAACACAACUCAUAUAGUCAGUGAAGUGACGGUUUCUUUAAGUGAAUGGAAACAACUCAAGUCUAUAACAUGUAAAGCUGAACAUAAGUGCUUCCCAUCCACUGAGAGGACUGUGAGUGUUGCAGGGCCUGCAGUUACAGCCCCGUUGGUUGAGAUUAGAAGAUCCCUCAAAGAUUUGUUGAAGAUGGACAGCGCAGUGCUGGAGUGUGAUGUCACACAGCUCUCAUCACGUGACCUGUACGUCACCUUUCAGGCCAACAGUGCUGACAUCUCUGACAAACAGUAUGUUGAUCUUCCUGAAGGCCCAGGCCUCCAUUCAAUCAGCAGAAGCUUCUCUAUCCCUACAAAUUACUGGAAGAAAGACACAAAUUUCAGCUGCACAGUGAACCAAGGCUUCUCCGGCAACUUCAAGUCAAACUCUGCUGGCAAUGUUUUUGUGGACCCAUCAAUGGAACUUCUUCUGGCCCCCAGUGAAGAAUCAGAACAACAGAGGCUCUUAUGCUCUGCAUGGGGCUUCAACCCUCAAAUUAAAUGGUCUACUGAGUCUCAGCAAAGAUCUUCAUCAACUUAUGACAUCAGCAUGGGUGCAGAUGGACGUGUGGCAGUAACCAGUCAUCUUCAUAUCCCUCGCACAGAGUGGAGCACAGGGAAGGUGUUCACUUGUGAAGUAACUGACAAGUCUCUGAAAACAAAUGUGAAAAAGGAGAUCAGCCUCUGCUCAGUAACUCCGGCAUCAUCUCAGAUGCUUGGCAUAUAUGUUCAGGGACCACCACUCCAGGAGCUUCAGAACAAGGGUCCGGUGACUAUUACCUGUCUUCUAGUCGGCCCUUCUCUUAAUGAUUUCUCUGUCACCUGGAAAGUAGAUGGGAAAAGUUAUUCCCUCAAUGUCCAUAAGGAGCCACCAGUGAGUCACAGCAAUGGGACGGAGACUUUGCGGAGCUCCCUCGAUGUGUUAGCGGAGGAUUGGCAUGCAUAUAAACAAGUGUCUUGCGAGGCAAAGCAUCAAUGUUCCAACCAGAGCUACGAGGAUCAUAUAAUCAAAAGCAGAGUCACCCAACCUUCAGCCAUCUUGCUCCAGGGCUCUGGUGAACUUGUGUGCCUGGUCUCCACGUUCAGCCCUGAAUCCAUUAACAUCACUUGGUUACUCGAUGGCAAGGAACUGUGGGACUACAACACCAGUGAACCCCACAGAGGCCCAAACGGAAAGUUCAGCAUCCAAAGCCACCUUCGUCUGUCCCAAGUCAUCUGGUUACGUGGGGCAGUCCUCACCUGCAGGGUGACACAUGCAAACACCACCCUAUUCCUGAAUAAAUCGAAACCAGACAUCUUGGAGGACUUUAAUUUCUUAGAUGACACCAUGCAUGCUGAAGUAAACCAAGACACAGAUGUGGAAAGCUGGUAUAUGGCUUUCACUUUUCUCGCUUGUUUCCUCAUCUCCAUUAUCUAUGGUGUCUUGGCUACCAUGAUUAAGACUAAGUGAUGAUGAUCAAAGGACAGAUGCCAUUUAAUGAUCCACAUGUGGACUUUUGAGGAUUGUUGAUGGCAGAUGGCCUUUCUAGUUUUAAAGUGUAAUAAAUUAAUUUCUGCUACUUCUUUCUUUUAUUAUGUUAUGAAACUGGUUUGUACUAUAUUCAUUUAUUUGAAUUGUCAUAUUGUUUCAUGUUUAUAGUGCGUGUGUGUAAGAGGAAACAAGACAAAAAUAAAUAAUAUAAAUACAUAAAUACAUUCAAAUACCAAUGUAAUGUGAUGUAACACAUAUUCUAUCACAGGACUCAUUCUUGCAUUUAAAAAAUAAAAAAUUAAAAUAU